CUCUCGACAUUUCCUUGGGAUGAGUGUGAGUCUCACAUUUUUCGGCAGUGCGGAUUUAGACUCCGCUUCUCUCGGGCUCUCGCAGUCCACAUUUACAAAUAGUGAAUUUCAGUGAAACCUCGUGAAAGCAAAAACUGGUUGCUUCGGUUCUAACUUUCCCCGGUUUCUCAAUCACCACGGCUUUCUUCACUGAUUGCAUGAGAAAAUACAAGUGGGUAUAAAAGUGAAAUUAUUACGCUCAAGUGACAACAUAGUGGUUUUGGUCAAGAGUUAUCAAGUAUUGGCGAAGAAUUCAAGACUUGUUGCCUUCUGGUUGGAUAGUGUGUCGGCCUGAUGUCACCGUGACGCGUUGGUGAGAUAAGAAGGAGACUUUCAUUGCAGCGCGAUGGGGGACGAAGGAAGUUCUGAGAGUGAUGAUGUAUCCUUCCUUCGCACGGAAGACAAUGUUUGUCUUUCGUGCACAGCAACGGGGGAGAGGGUGUGCCUCGCCGCAGAAGGAUUUGGAAACCGGCAUUGCUUUCUGGAAAACAUAGCAGACAAAAACAAUCCGCCAGAUCUAAGUCAGUGCGUCUUUGUGAUUGAACAAGCGUUGUCGGUCAGAGCGUUGCAGGAGCUGGUCACUGCUGCGGGCUCGGAUUCCGAGAAAGACGUAGGCAAGGGAACAGGGUCGGGUCAUCGGACUCUGCUCUACGGAAAUGCCAUCCUUCUUCGACACAUGAACAGCAACAUGUACCUCGCGUGCCUUUCAACCACGUCAGGAAAUGACAAGCUGGCUUUUGAUGUCGGCUUACAAGAGCAUUCUCAAGGCGAGUCGUGUUGGUGGACACUCCACCCGGCAUCCAAACAGAGGUCCGAGGGUGAGAAAGUCCGAGUUGGUGACGACCUAAUUUUAGUGUCAGUGGCCACUGAGAGAUAUCUCCAAUCUGUUCGUGAAGGGGACAACACAAUUGUCAACGCAUCGUUUCACGUGACACAUUGGUCAGUCCAACCCUUUGGAACGGGGCUUAGUCGGAUGAAAUAUGUGGGUUACGUGUUUGGUGGCGAAGUACUCCGUUUCUUCCACGGUGGAGACGAAUGCCUCACCAUCCCGGCUUCCUGGGGCGAGCAACCAGAUCAAAACAUGGUGGUGUACGAGGGAGGCGACGUGGUUAACCAAGCACGUUCACUGUGGCGUCUCGAGUUAGCAAGAACAAAAUGGGCAGGAGGCUUUAUAAAUUGGAUGCACCCAUUGCGAAUUAAGCAUAUCACAACUGGAAGGUACUUGGGAAUUAACGAGAACAACGAAGUAAUUCUGGUUUACAGACAAGAUGCAACUUUGGCAUCCACAUGUUUUUAUCUCCGAGAGGAGAAAGACGAUGCAAAAGCUCAACUUGAAGAUAAAGAUUUAGAAGUGAUUGGCAGCGCAGUCAUCAAGUACGGGGACAGCACCGUUAUCGUUCAGCACAUGGAGACUGGGUUAUGGUUGUCUUACAAGGCUUAUGAAACAAAGAAGAAAGGCGUGGGGAAAGUCGAAGAGAAGCAAGUUAUACUUCACGAAGAAGGGAAAAUGGACGAUGGGAUUGAGUUUAGCAGAAGUCAGGAAGAAGAAUCCAGAACUGCAAGAGUAAUUCGGAAAUGUUCAUCACUUUUUUCAAAGUUUAUCAAAGGAUUAGAAGUACUCCAAGUGAAUCGCAGACGCUCCUUAUUUUUCAAGUCUAUCGAUUUGGGAGAGAUGGUCAUGAGUCUUGAGGACUUGAUCAAUUAUUUUGCUCAACCAGAGGAAGAAAUUGAGCACGAGGAGAGACAAAACAGGCUCAAAGCUCUUCGGAAUCGUCAAGAUCUUUUUCAGGAAGAAGGAAUCCUGAACCUCAUUCUGGAUGCAAUUGACAAUAUUAAUACCAUUAGCUCGCAAGGUUUUCUGGUUGCGUUGGCUGGAGAGGAUUCUGGACAAAACUUUGAUGUCAUUACUGCGUACUUGUACCAGUUGCUGGCUGCAAUUAUCAAAGGAAAUCAUACCAACUGUGCUCAAUUCGCAAAUAUCAAUAGGCUCAAUUGGCUCUUCAGCCGACUUGGUUCUCAAGCGUCUGGCGAAGGAAGUGGAAUGCUGGACGUACUUCAUUGUGUACUUAUUGAUUCCCCAGAGGCUCUGAACAUGAUGCGGGAGGAGCAUAUCAAAGUUAUCAUAUCCCUGUUGGAAAAACACGGUCGAGAUCCAAAGGUUUUAGAUGUGCUUUGUUCUCUCUGUGUCGGCAAUGGAGUUGCGGUCCGUUCUUCGCAGAACAAUAUUUGCGACUACCUGCUCCCUGGGAAGAAUCUCUUGUUGCACACUCAGCUCGUGGAUCAUGUCGGAAGUGUGAGGCCGAACGUGUUCGUAGGUAUGGUGGAGGGAUCGGCGAUGUAUCACAAAUGGUACUUUGAAGUAACUCUCGACCACAUCGAGCAAGCUACGCACAUGAUGCCACAUUUGAGAAUUGGAUGGGCAAAUUCCGCCGGGUAUAUUCCGUACCCUGGUGGUGGUGAAAAGUGGGGAGGAAAUGGAGUGGGUGAUGACUUGUAUUCAUACGGAUUUGAUGGAGCCUAUUUAUGGACUGGCGGAUGCAGCACUUGUGUCGUGCCAGGCUCCUCUGAGCCGUUUAUUCGAAAGGGAGAUGUGAUUGGUGUCGCCGUGGAUCUCUCAAUCCCGAUGAUGACAUUUUACUUCAACGGGGUCAAGAUUAGGGGAGCGUUCAAGAACUUUAACCUCGAGGGAAUGUUUUUCCCUGUUGUGAGCAUGUCGUCGAAAGUGAGUUGCCGCUUUCUAUUUGGUGGUGAUCAAGGACGUCUCAAGUUUCCCCCACCAGAAAAUCAUUCUCCUCUCGUGGAAUGCCUUCUACCAACGCAGAUAUUGCAGAUUGAUCCGUGCUUCUACUUUGGCGAUUUGCAAAAAACCGUAUUAGCUGGCCCAAUUGUGGUGGAGGAUGAUUCUGCUUUCGUUCCGACCCCAGUCGAUACUCAAACAGUCAUUCUGCCUGGGUUUGUUGAAACAGUUCGGGACAAACUAGCCGAAAAUAUUCAUGAAAUGUGGGCUAUGAACAAAAUCGAGGCUGGUUGGCUCUACGGAGAAUAUCGAGACGACUUUGACAAAAUCCAUCCGUGUCUGGCUCCCUUUGACAGACUUCCAGAUGCCGAACGACAUUACGACAUCCAACUAGCUGGAAAUACUCUAAGAACCGUGGUAGCGCUGGGAUAUCAUAUUUCCCUGGAUAAGCCUCCAGCAAGAAUUCGUAGCAUUCGUCUUCCAAACAAUCCAUUUAUGCAGCCAAAUGGAUACAAGCCAGCACCACUAGAUUUGAGUGCCAUUACACUAACCCCAAAACUGGAGGAACUGGUGGAUGCCUUGGCAGAAAAUACGCAUAACAUUUGGGCCAAAGAACGUAUUUCAGAAGGAUGGACGUACGGUCUUAACGAAGAUCCAGACCUCCGCAGAAGCCCUCACUUGGUGCCCUACAGUAAAGUGGACGAUGCCAUAAAACAGGCAAACACGGACACCGCAAGUGAAACUGUAAGAACGCUUUUAGUUUAUGGCUACGUCUUGGAAGCUCCGCCAGGAGAACAACAUGAUGUUCAUCAUGAAUUAACUGGAUCCAAAUACCAGGCGGAUUAUCGCACAUACAGGGCGGAGAAGAAUUAUUCCGUAUCUGAGGGGAAAUGGUAUUACGAGUUCGAAGUGCUGACAGCAGGACCGAUGAAAGUUGGUUGGGCUCGGGUUGACUGCAAGCCGGGAUGUCAAAUUGGUAGUGAUGAGUACUCCUGGGCCUUUGAUGGCUACAAUGAAGAAAAAUUGUACGGAGGAGGUUCGGAGAACUUUGGAAAGCAGUUCAGAGAAUCUGAUGUGAUUGGAGUGUUCCUUGACCUAAUUGACAAAACGAUUAGCUUUUCACUCAAUGGGGAACUAUUGAUGGAUUCCUUGGGUGGGGAGGUGGCCUUUACCGAUGUACAAGGCGACGGUUUCGUACCAGCGUGCACUUUGGGGGUGGGACAAAAAGCGAAACUGGUCUUUGGUCAUGAUGUCAAUGCCCUUAAAUUCUUCACGCUGUGCGGUCUUCAAGAAGGAUACGAACCGUUCUGUGUGAACAUGAAUCGUGCAAUGACGUUUUGGUACACGAAAGAUCAGCCAAUUUUUGAGAAUGUAGACGACAAUGAGGAAUCCAACAUAGAAGUGGUGCGAGUUCCUGCAGGAGGGGACACGCCUCCCUCCCUCCGGCUUAGCCACAAGACUUUUGAGACAAUGGAGAAAGCCAACUGGGAAUUUCUGCGCCUUUCACUCCCUGUAAUUUGCCAAGAUGAGUUUAUAGAUGAAAAUGAAAAAACUCGCCGUUGGCAAGAUAUUCGACUUCGUCAACACAGAUUAAAAGCCACUGCACAAACUACAAGGACCAAUAAUUUCGAGCAGUCCAUGGCCAAAGCUGGGUUUUCAAUUAGUGACAUUAAAGGAUUGCAACGAGAAUAUUCUGAGGAUGAGGUGGAAGCAGAUCACUCUGGACAAUCGGGACCUAUGAGAAAAGGUCGCAAAACGAUCAAAUCUCCACCAAAUAAGCCACCACGUGGAGGAAUGUCGGAGGCUGAGUAUAUUGACACGCCUGGGAUGCUGAAUGGAGAUACUGGCGUCCAGGCUGACCGUUCUGACAGGAGCGGAAACCACUUGAGCCCAGAACCGGAUGGGAAGAAGAAGGAACGCGGCAAGUCGCCCUUCAGCUUAACUAGCAUGUAUUCGAUUGAGGAAAUCACUGAAGUUGGACGAGAAUAUGCUACUCGGUUUUUCUCUCGAAGCAAACGAGACGAAAGCAAAGACAGGAGCAAGAUUUCUCGAACGCCCGAGGUGGACGAAGGUGGAAAUUCUCUUGGGGUUCCCAAUAGAAAUGCUGCUGUGAGACUCUCACAGAGUAAUCUCAAAGUUGUCCCACCAGAAGUUCCUGAACGGCACGGUCAUGGCAAAGGUUCUCCAGCUCCGCCACAAAUGAGUGUGGACGAACCAGUACACGAAGAAGAGCUAUUCGACGCAGAAUGUCUCAAUUUGAUCAACGAAUACUUUUAUGGGCUCAGGAUUUUCCCUGGCCAGGAUCCCAGCCAUGUUUUCGUCGGCUGGGUCACAACCCAAUAUCACUCGUUCAGUACAAGCUUCUCAAAUGACCAAGUCAGAACAGUGACGAUUGCUGCAAUUGAUGAGUUUGAUUGCGAGCUGUUCAGUGUGGAUCGUAAUUCAUGUUACAUGGUCCGAGCUGAUGAAAUAUUUAACCAAGUUUCCCAGGACUCUUCAGGGAAAGGAGCUUCUCAAGGCAUGUUCAUCGGGUGUUCGGUGGACACAUCCACGGGUUAUAUGACUUUCACUUGUGACGGAAAGCAAACAAGUUAUGUGUACAAGAUGGAACCUGGCACAAAGUUAUUUCCGGCCGUGUUUGUUGAAGCCACCAGCAAGGACAUGUUACAGUUUGAACUGGGAAGGACGCCAACUACGUUACCAUUGUCAUCUGCAGUAUUGCUCAAUUCUGGAAAGCACUUGACACCACAGUUUCCUCCAAGAUUGAAAACUCAGUUUCUGAAACCUCAUCAGUGGGCUCGUGUUCCAAAUGCAUUCUUGAAAAUCCAUGCCCUCAAAUUGUCAGAACUUCGUGGGUGGUCCACGCUGUGUGAGGACCCAGUUUCGAUGCUCGCUCUCCAUAUUCCUGAAGAAGACAGGUGUAUUGAUAUCCUUGAACUCAUUGAACAGGAGAAACUCUUGAGUUUUCAUUUUCACACAUUGACACUCUACGCAGCCUUGUGUUAUCAGUCGAACCAUAGGGCAGCACAUAGCCUAUGUGCGUAUGUGGACCAGAAGCAACUUCUUUACUCAAUUCAGGAGGAAUACUUGUCCGGUCCGUUGAGAAGAGGAUUUUACGACUUGCUAAUUGCACUUCAUUUGGAAUCAUUCGCCACAACGAUGGAGGGGUGCAAGAAUGAGUUCAUUAUCCCAUUGACUCCAGAAUUGAAGGAGCUCUACGAGGACGAAGCAAUGCGCCAUAGUAUCCGUUCAAUCACUACACUUUCUGUGCGACCUGAAAUGAAGAUGACAGACAUCGAGGAGCGGGUUGAAGAUAUCAAACUUCUGAACAGCCCCUACUUUCCACUGGAAGUGGUCAGAGACUUUGCAAUGAAAGCGUUAGAGGAUGCGGUGAGACUUGAACAAGUCCAUAACAGAGAUCCGAUCGGAGGAAGCAAUGAAAAUUUGUUUGUUCCUCUCCUGAAACUUAUUGAUAAGUUGCUGUUGGUGGGCGUAAUCGAAGACACAGAUUUGGACAAAUUGUUGGUAAUGAGUGAUCCACACACGUGGGAUCCUGAAAAUAAUCAUGCCAUCAUCUUCAAAUUUGAACGCUUCCCAUCCGAAGUACCAGUUGAAGAAGAUCACAGAAAGGGACUUUUGUUCAUGGAUCUCGCAGAAGGAGUAAAAUUGCAAAUGUGCUACUUGCUGCAUCAUAUGAACGAUAUUCAGCUAAGACAUCGAGUAGAAUCCAUCGUCGCUUUUAGCCAUGAUUACAUUGGGGAAGUGCAGUCGGAUCAACUUAAACGCUACCAGGAAAUCAAGCAGUCCGAUCUCCCAUCGGCCGUUGCUGCAAAGAAAACUCGGGAGUUCAGAUGCCCCCCGGUCGAACAAAUGAAAAGUAUUCUAGGUUUCAAAAACUUGGAGAUGGACGACGAAGAUAAUCGACCUUGUGGUGAAACUCUCAUCACACAACUUACUGAAAUGCAUCAGUCCUUGAUGGAGAAGGUCUCUUUGGAAGGAUUGCAAGGAGGAGAGGGUGGCGAUGAGGAAGAAGCCGCUGGUGGAGGGAAACUGGACCUCAUAACCAAGGUCAUCAACAUGCUCAACAUUGUAAAGAAAUUAGAACCACCAGAACCUCCUAAAGAAGAAGAGCCUCCACGAGAGUUACUUCCGGAAGAAAUAUUUAGAAAAGUGCUGACCAAGACUAUUGUCCGCUGGGCGGAGGAGACACAUUUCGAGUCGCCUCUCUUGGUGAGGGAAAUGUUCGGACUACUGCUGAGACAAUACGACGUGGUUGGGGAGCUGAUUAGAUCUUUAGAGAAGACCUAUGUGUUCAGCAGUAAUACAAUUCCACACAUACAGAAAAUGUGGACCGGCUUGAGUCGGAUCAGAGGUUUACUUCCUGUCCAAAUGUCACAAGAGGAAGAAGGCCUGAUGAGAUUCCUUCUUUGGGAAUUGGUGAAUAAAUCCUACAUCUUCUUCCAACAUCCCGACUUGAUAAGGAUCCUACGAUUGCAUGAAAAUGUCAUGGCUUUGAUGAUGAACACGCUGGGCCGGCAGCAGGCUCAGUCAGAGGCACAAGGUGCAGGAAGUCCCGGAGAAGCGGAGCAACCUGCCAAAGAGAAAGACACGUCUCAUGAAAUGGUUGUGGGGUGCUGUCGAUUCCUCUGCUACUUUUGUCGGACAUCACGACAGAAUCAGAAGGCCAUGUUUUAUCAUCUCGGGUUCCUCUUGGAGAACAGCAACAUCCUUCUGAGUCGACCGUCUCUCCGGGGCUCUACCCCUCUCGACGUUGCAUACUCCUCCCUCAUGGAAAACACAGAGCUGGCGUUGGCCUUGAGAGAACAUUUGUUGGAAAAGAUUGCAGUCUACUUGGCUCGUUGUGGACUUCAGUCUAAUACUGAACUGGUGGAGAAGGGUUACCCUGACUUGGGAUGGGAUCCCGUUGAGGGCGAACGAUACUUGGACUUUCUCCGUUUCUGUGUCUGGGUUGGUGGUGAAAGUGUUGAAGAAAAUGCGAAUCUUGUCAUCAGAUUGCUGAUUCGAAGACCAGAAUGUCUUGGGCCUGCAUUGCGUGGGGAAGGGGAUGGCUUGUUGAGAGCUAUAAUUGAUGGAAAUAAGAUGUCAGAUAAGAUUAAUGCGAGGAACGCUGGUGAAGUAGUCAGCGAUUUGGAACACCCACUCCCAGAGUCGGACGACGAUGAAGAUUAUAUCGAUACGGGGGCCGCAAUUCUGUCAUUUUAUUGCACUUUAGUUGAUCUCCUUGGUCGUUGUGCACCUGAUUCGUCUGUCAUUGCUCAAGGCAAAAACGAAUCUCUGCGAGCCAGAGCAAUUUUGCGAUCCCUUGUCCCAUUAGAAGAUCUACAAGGAGCCCUCAGUUUGCGGUUUAGCUUUCAAAGUUUAGGCAUCCCAGGUGUACCACCAAAGCGGGACAUGCCCCCUGGGCUCGUGCCAAAUCACAAGCAGAGCAUCGUGCUGUUCUUGGAAAGAGUGUAUGGCAUUGAAGAACGUGACUUAUUCUUCAAACUAUUAGAAGAUGCCUUCCUGCCCGAUCUUCGAGCGGCAACCAUGUUAGAUCACCGACUGGAUGGGGGUGACUCUGAAAUGGGUCUCGCUCUCAAUCGUUACAUCGGGAACUCGAUCCUCCCACUGCUCAUAUCCCACUCCAAGUUUUAUGCUGAAGCUGAAAACUAUGCGAGCUUGUUGGACGCCACUCUUCACACUGUUUAUCGUCUCUCCAAGAACAAAAUGUUGACCAAAGGUCAACGAGAAGCAGUGUCGGACUUCUUGGUCGCACUCACGAGGGAAAUGCAGCCCAACAUGUUGCUUAAAUUGUUGCGAAAGUUAACCGUGGACGUAUCCAAACUAACCGAGUACACAACGGUUGCCCUUCGGCUGCUCACCCUUCAUUACGAGAGGUGUGGUAAAUACUAUGGGGCCACAGGCGGUCAAGGGAUUUAUGGGACAGCCAGUGAAGAGGAAAAACGUUUGACCAUGAUGCUGUUUAGAAGGUUACUCGAGUCUUUAUCAAAAAUGGAAUACGACCCUGACUUAUUUGGCAAAGCACUUCCGUGCCUUAGUGCCAUUGGCUGUGCACUUCCUCCAGACUAUAGCUUGCCGGCUGCACUGGACGAAAAUUUGUUGAAAAAUUCUACUUCUGAAGGAACUGAUGGCCCAUAUCAACCGGUUCCAAUUGAAACUACACAGGUUCAAAUCACAUCGGAACUUAAUAACUUGAUUGCCAAGUUUUCAGAACACUACCACGAUGCAUGGGCACGGCGGAAAUUGGAUAAUGGGUGGAAAUUUGGUGAUCAAUAUUCAUGGAAUGACAAAAUUCAUCCAAGGCUCAAGCCGUACAGCAAGCUGUCGGAAUAUGAAAAGGAACGGUACAAAGAACCCAUCCGAGACUCUCUCAAAACGUUGCUUGCUCUAAAUUGGACGAUUGAGCAUGGGGACGCUGACAUGUCUUCCGUUCGACCAAAUGUACGAAGAUCGUCCAAGGGAAGCAUGGGAGGGUCUGACUCUUCCACUCCCUUCAACUAUACGCCACACCCAGUGGACAUGGCCAAUUUGACCCUCAGCAGAGAAAUGCAAAAUACUGCCGAACGACUUGCCGAAAAUGCACACGAUAUAUGGGCCAAGAAGAAAAAAGAAGAAAUUGAGUCGACAGGUGGAUGUCCACACCCUCAACUAGUGCCUUUUGAUCUUCUUACUGACAAGGAGAAGAAAAAGGAUCGCGAGAGAAACACUGAACUUUUGAAAUAUAUCCAAUUUCAAGGAUACAAGUUGCAAAAGCUCAAAGUUGGUCCUGUCGAGGACGAGACGAGUGGAGCAGCUACCUCCUCACUCGACAGACGAUUCGCAUACAAUUUUCUCGAAAAAUUGUUGCACUACUUGGAUAUUUCUUCAAUCAAUAUGAAAUCCUUUGUUCCAUCUGCAAAUUUUAGUCGACGAAGCAGCUUCAAGGAAACGACCAGAGAUGUUAAAUUCUUCUCAAAGGUGGUGUUGCCAUUGAUGGAGAAAUAUUUCAAUACUCAUCGGCAUUACUUCAUCGCUAUUGCGUCUCCUGGAAGCACGAGUGGGGCUGCCUCGCUCAAGGAGAAAGAAAUGGUGGCAACCUUGUUUUGUCGUCUGUCAUCUCUCCUUCGAUACAAAUUUAACGCCUUUGGAAGCGAUGUCAAGAUGACUGUAAGAUGCCUUCAAGUGUUGGUGAAAGCCUUCGAUGCAAAAUCCAUUACCAAAAGUUGUCCCGAAUUCAUUCGCACAUCUAUGCUCACAUAUUUCAAUAACGUGGCAGAAGACUUGGGUCGAGUCAUUACCAAUUUACAGGACAAAAAAUACUCCUACCUCCGAGGAUCUCAUUUGAAAACAUGCACUUCUUUAAAUUAUGUAAAUUCAGUGGUCCUCCCAGUUUUGACCGCAAUGUUUGACCAUCUUGCUGCGUAUGACUAUGGCGCAGAUUUACUUAUUGAUGAUCUUCAAGUGGCAUGUUAUAAAAUGUUGAACAGCUUGUACACGUUGGGAACUGACAUGACUCUGGCAAAGAACAGAAAGUACAUGAAAAUUGAAAUUGAACGAUAUCGACCAACAAUUGGAUCUUGUCUUGGAGCGUUCGCCUCUACUUUUCCUAUCGCCUUCUUAGAACCUUCCCUUAACAAAAAUAAUCCGCAUUCAUUGGUCAACAAAAUGCAGGAUCAAUCGUUGCAAGCACAAGACGUGAUGGCUCGUCUUGGUGGGAGUGUACCAACUUUGGACAAAAUGAUUCAAGAAGUCGAACAUUUUGUAGAUUCUGAAAAAACGUAUAACGAUGUGCCUCAUAUAUUGGAUAUUACUCUGCCCCUUUUAUGUGCAUACUUGCCAUUCUUUUGGUCUCAAGGUCCAGAUAAUAACACCACUGCUGCUCCAGAUUGUCAAAUGACCAACGUCACCGUUGAGCAUAUGAAUAAGUUGCUUCGCAGUGUUCUAAAGUUGAUUAUGACCAACAUUGGGAAUGAAAAUGCUUUAUGGAUGACCAGAAUUGCUGGAUUUACCCAACAAAUCAUCAUAAACUCUUCGGAGGCACUGCUUCGAGAUCCAAUUCUUCCCUUGGCAGAGAAACUGCACAGGAAGACGGAAGCAAUGUUCCACAAGGAAGAGUCUGUUCGAGGUUUUCUUAAAUCUGGAACCGAUGACACAUCGCAGCUUGAAGGUCUUAUCCAAGAAGAAUGGCAACUGCUUGUCAGAGAUAUUUAUGCUUUUUACCCGUUGCUUAUCAAAUAUGUUGACUACCAAAGAAAUAAUUGGCUCAAGAACAACACAAUCGAAGCCGAACAUUUGUACAACCAUGUUGCCGAAAUUUUUAAUCUGUGGUCAAAAUCUCAGUACUUCCGAAGAGAGGAAACCAACUUUAUUUCUGCAAACGAUAUUGAUAACAUGACUCUCAUCAUGCCAUCCUCCACUCGACGAAACGUAGUUACCGAUAUGUCCAACGUACAAACUGGUGGUAAGAUCAAGAAGAAAAAGAAGCAACGGGACAAAAAGAAGGACAAGGACAAAGAACUUGCCUCUUCCCUGAUGGUUGCUUGUCUAAAGAGACUACUGCCUGUGGGGUUGAAUCUAUUUGCUGGUCGAGAACAAGAGCUUGUUCAGCACUGUAAAGAUAGAUUCCUAAAGAAACUCUUGGAACCCGAAAUCUUGGAUUUUGCAAGGACCCAACUGACCCUACCUGACGCCCUCGACCCCUCUGACGCAAUGUCUUGGCAGCACCAUUUGUAUUCUAAACUAGGAACGAAAAAACUACCCACGGAUGAAAACGAUCUGAGCAACAAGGGAGCUCAAAUUAAAGACAAGCAACAACAGUUGGACGAAUUGGUAGAUCGCAUCGUUGCAAUGGCAAAAGUCCUGUUCGGACUGCACAUGAUUGACCACCCCCAGCAGUCCUUGAAGGAUGUUUAUCGAUCCGUAGUCACGGUCGGUCGGAAAAAGGCUGUUAUUGCCUGUUUCCGUCAAACUGCAAUACAUUUCCUACCCAGACAUCGUGCUAUCAAUCUAUUUCUGCGAACGUACCGAGAAAUGUGGCUGUCGGAUGAAAAUGCUGGGCAGGAGAUAAUGAUAGAACACCUUACUCAAACAUUCGAAGAGGCCGAGUUAAAAAAGACUGAGGGCGAAGAAGAGGAAGGAAAACCUAACCCCCUUACGCAACUUGUAACGACUUUUACGAGAGGGGCCAUGAGCGAAAGGAGUGGAGCUUUGGAGGACGAUGAUCUCUACAUGUCUUAUGCGGAGGUCAUGGCAAAAUCUUGUGGGGAGGAGGAGGAGGAGGGUGAAGAAGAGGAAGGUGGUGAUGGCGAAGAGAGUGGUCCUUCGAUCCAUCAUCGUGAAGGGACAAUGGAAAAACUAAUGGAGCAAGAAAUGGAGAAGCAAAAGUUGUUGUUCCAUCAAGCACGACUGGCAAGUCGAGGCGUCGCAGAAAUGGUCUUGCUUCAUAUUUCCGCAUGCAAAGGCGUUCAAUCCGACAUGGUUAUGAAGACGUUGGAGCUGGGCAUAUCCAUUCUCAGGGGCGGAAAUGUAGAUGUUCAAAUGCAAAUGCUCAACCAUUUGAAAGAGAAGAAGGAAGUCGGAUUCUUCACUUCCAUCGCUGGACUUAUGAACUCUUGCAGCGUUCUCGAUCUGGAUGCUUUUGAACGAAAUACAAAAGCGGAAGGCCUUGGGGUUGGGUCUGAAGGGGCGGCAGGGGAAAAGAACAUGCAUGAUGCGGAGUUCACUUGUGCAUUAUUCCGAUUUAUCCAACUUACUUGUGAAGGCCACAAUCUCGACUGGCAAAAUUACCUCCGCACACAGGCAGGGAAUACUACCACGGUCAACGUUGUUAUUUGCACUGUCGACUAUUUGCUCAGGCUGCAAGAGUCAAUCAUGGACUUUUACUGGCAUUAUUCCAGCAAAGAGAUAAUUGACCCAGCGGGGAAGGUCAACUUCUUCAAAGCCAUUGGUGUCGCUUCUCAAGUUUUUAACACGCUCACUGAAGUGAUUCAAGGCCCAUGUACUCAGAAUCAACAGGCUCUAGCACAUUCCCGACUGUGGGACGCCAUCGGAGGUUUCCUUUUCCUUUUUGCAAAUAUGCAAGCCAAACUUUCUAAAAAUGCCAGUCAAGUUGAUCUCCUCAAAGAACUGCUGAAUCUCCAAAAGGACAUGGUGAUCAUGAUGCUAUCCAUGCUCGAAGGAAAUGUCGUAAAUGGUACUAUCGGGAAACAAAUGGUGGACACGCUUGUAGAGUCUGCAUCAAAUGUUGAGAUUAUUCUUAGGUAUUUUAACACAUUUCUAAAACUACAAAACUUGACGUCAUCUUUCACUUUCUCGGAAAUGGAUAUCAACAAGGAUGGAUGGAUUACCCCACGAGAAUUCAGAGAAAAAAUGGAACAGGGCAAAAAUUACACGACAGAGGAAAUCAACUUUCUGCUCAUGUGUUGUGAUACGAAUCAUGAUGGAAAAAUUGACUACAUCGAAUUCACAGAACGAUUCCACAAUCCAGCCAAAGAAAUUGGUUUCAACUUGGCCGUCCUUCUCACCAAUCUGUCUGAGCAUAUGCCUAAUGAGCCGAGAUUGGCUCGAUUCCUGGAGACUGCAGGAAGUGUUCUGAAUUAUUUUGACGCUUUCCUCGGGCGGAUUGAGAUCAUGGGGAGCUCCCAUCGAAUAGAACGUGUUUACUUUGAGAUUUUAGAAGACAACAUUGAACAAUGGGAAAAACCUCAAAUUAAGGAAUCCAAACGUGCCUUCUUCUAUUCCAUUGUGACUGAAGGCGGUGAUAAGGAAAAGUUGGAAUCCUUCGUCAACUUUUGUGAAGAUGCAAUUUUUGAAAUGCAACAUGCCACGGCUCUCAUGUCCACUGAAGAGGAAGGACAUGGUGGGAAAGCAAGGGCACCAGCGUUUGUGCUCCCAGCGGACGAGGAUGAGGAAAAAAAAUUAACAUGGACAGAAAGAGGCACCCUCGUAAAGCAAGCUUACACAGGUCUAAAAAACUGCGUCAAAGCUUUCUUCUCAACCAUCAGCCCCAACAACAUAAAAAGGAAAGUUCGAGAGGUUCAGCAAAUGACUCCUGUCGAAAUGGUUCUUGGCUUCUUCAAAUUCAUAUUUUACAUCUUUUACGCAACUGGAGGCAGUUUUGAAAGUGUUUUCAAAUAUCUCUUCAAAGCGCUGAUCAAUUUGAUGCGAGGUCCACCACCAGAAAAGAAAGAGGAAGAGAAACCGCCGGAUGAUUUUUCUGCGCCACUAAAAACUCCAGCACUUCCAGCCUCCGCAGGUCCAGACGAAGACGGGAUGGGCGGAAUGUUGGCAAUCUUGGGAACUGAUGCGGAAGAGACGAAGGGAGGCGAAGGGAAAGAGGGUGGCGCUUCUGGUGGUGGGGGUGAAUUAAUUCCAUUAGAUUCGAGUGGGGAUGAAAGUAAGGCGUUGGUGGUUGCCAGAGGAAUGUCACAGGGGCCGAAUGAUCACCCAAUCACACCGGAAGCCCCAUCAACCCCGUCUUCUCCUCUCGAUGUCGUGGAGACCCACGAAGAAACUUCCGUCGUGUCGCAGGAGAAUUCUAUUCCUCCCCCUCCAGAACGACCUUAUCGAACCCCGAUGUAUUACAAGAAAAAGCGUACCCCAAAGAAAUUUGGGUUCUUUAACGUUAUUGACUUUUCUGGUUACAUCAACGGAAUCGUUUCGUUUCUCGCGAGGAACUUUUACACCAUGAAGUACAUUGCGUUGAUUCUUGCCUUCUUAAUCAACUUUACUCUUCUCUUUUAUAAGGCCACAGCAAUAGCCGACGAUAUGGACGAUGACGGCGAUGGUGACGACGGGUCUGGUUUGGAGGGGAGUGCAGAUUUAGCGGACAUAAUUUCUGGCAGCGGUGAUAACGCUACAUCCGAGGAAGCGGAGGACGAGGAAGAGGAAGACGAUAUACCAGAAUUGGUGCAUAUGGAUGAAAAAUAUAACAAUUAUUAUCUUCCACACAUCCUCCGAUUGAUGUCUGUCGUUCACUCCAUUGUUUCCCUUGCUAUGCUAUUUGCAUAUUACCAUCUCAAAGUGCCUUUGGCCAUUUUCAAACGAGAAAAAGAAAUUGCGAGACGACUGGAAUUUGAUGGCUUGUACAUUGCAGAUUCCGAAGAAGAAAAUGACAUGAGGGCCAAUUGGGAUAAAUUGGUUAUUUCAGCAAAAUCUUUCCCAGUAAAUUAUUGGGAUAAGUUUGUGAAGAAGAAGGUGCGACAAAAAUAUAGCGAGACGUACGACUUUGAUUCAAUCAGUAUAUUGCUGGGAAUGGAGAAAACCUCUUUCACAGUGGAGGAUAGCAACGACGGCGGUUUAAUGGCUUACCUUCAAGGGGUCGACUGGCGUUAUCAGUUGUGGAAAGCUGGCGUGACAAUCACAGAUAAUGCCUUCCUGUACAGCUUGUGGUACUUUUGUUUCUCUAUUCUUGGAAAUUUUAAUUUCUUCUUCUUUGCGGCUCAUUUACUUGAUAUCGCCGUGGCGGUUCCUGCUUUGAAAACAAUCUUGCAGUCUGUCACUCACAAUGGAAAGCAGUUAAUUUUGACUGUAAUGCUGCUCACGAUCAUUGUAUACAUUUAUACUGUUGUGGCAUUUAAUUUCUUCCGAAAAUUCUACGUCACUGAAGAAGACGAUGAAGUUGACAGGAAAUGUCAUGACAUGGCCACCUGUUUCGUAUUUCACUUGUAUCAAGGAGUGCGAUCUGGUGGUGGCAUUGGUGAUGUUAUUGAGCCCCCGGAUGGUGACAGCUAUGAAGUGUACCGAAUCAUAUUUGACAUCACUUUCUUCUUCUUUGUCAUCGUUAUCUUGCUCGCUAUUAUUCAGGGUUUGAUUAUUGAUGCUUUUGGCGAGCUCAGAGAUCAGUUGAACAGUGUCUCGGAAACCCUAGAGUCAGAGUGCUUCAUCUGCGGUAUAGGCAAGGACUACUUCGACGUUGUGCCUCAUGGUUUCGACACUCACGUUUUGAAGGAACACAACUUGGCAAACUACAUGUUUUUCUUGAUGCACUUGAUCAAUAAACCUGAUACAGAGUAUACUGGACAAGAAACUUAUGUAUGGAACCAGUACCAACAAAGGUCAUGGGACUUUUUCCCAGUCGGUGACUGCUUCCGUAAGCAGUAUGAGGCCGAGUUAACAGGAAAAAGUAGCGAGUAACCUAAAACUACAAGGAUGAUCCCAGUGAUCCGACAAUACAACUCCUCUUCAACGAAUUAACGAAUCUUAGGACGAGUUGAAUUGCUGAAGCUCUAUAAAUACAAAUGUGGCUUCGAACCGUUAAAUUUCCUUAUUAAUUGUGUGUGCUUUAUACCUGAACCUUUAACUUUUUGGAACGUUGUGAUAAAAGGUACUACAAAACUUGUAAUUGAAUAACUGCCCAGACAGCAAUAAUAAAUGUCGCAAAUGUUCGGUCUAAAGUACAGACGUACGUAUUAUGUUACUUGCUAGAGUUCUAAGUAUAAAUUACCUUGUAUCAAUUAGGCAUAUCUGUACAUAUGUACAUUGUGUGUGUUCUAAAAUAGUUACAUAUUUGUGUGGGUGAGGUAGAAUAUUUAGUGGGUGUGCAAUUUGUUUCCGGAUAGAAUAGAAAUAAAAUUAAUAUGAGCAAGCAAA
Folsomia candida is the source of this 16366-nucleotide messenger RNA. RefSeq names its product ryanodine receptor (gene RyR). Gene Ontology annotation, biological process: intracellular calcium ion homeostasis; calcium ion transmembrane transport. Gene Ontology annotation, cellular component: sarcolemma; smooth endoplasmic reticulum; calcium channel complex. Gene Ontology annotation, molecular function: calcium ion binding; ryanodine-sensitive calcium-release channel activity; protein binding. The transcript has 145 exons. Lineage: Eukaryota; Metazoa; Arthropoda; Collembola; Entomobryomorpha; Isotomidae. The record is from RefSeq and is a predicted model, not a curated record. Bases 386 to 15910 code for a protein of 5174 amino acids.